Messenger RNA from Scaptodrosophila lebanonensis, 1122 nucleotides. RefSeq lists its product as uncharacterized. The transcript has 4 exons. NCBI's taxonomy places the organism in Eukaryota, Metazoa, Arthropoda, Insecta, Diptera, Drosophilidae. The record is from RefSeq and is a predicted model, not a curated record. Bases 1 to 1122 code for a protein of 373 amino acids.
AUGGAAAAUACAUAUUUUCGGAAUUUCCUCAAGUGUAUACGCGCAUCCGAUAAAGGCUUCAAACGCACCAUCGCCGAUGUGAUCAAGAGCGAACUCGAUAAACAGGACGAACUGCGUGCUACCGAAGCGCGUUUAACUGCAGAGCUCAAUAGCUUGUGGGCCAACCACAUAUUGAUUCGACAGGCACACACAAGGCUAUUGGAACAUAGGAUCGAUCAGGUGAUCGGGGCCCGUGACAAUGUUGCGAAGGUACUUGAGUUGGAAAAUCUUUUAAAUCAUGACACAUUUAAAAAAGUCUACAAUUUCGUGGCCAAGCAGAAUGAGGUAGACUUACGAGAUAAUGCACACCGAAAUGCCGUAUUGGAAGAGGGGCAAAUUGACCAAAGUCUGUGCAAGUUGCAACGUGAACAGCAGAAGUUCUUGAUGCUGGAUCAGGAGAAGCAUUUCAGGGAGCAAAGCACAACCACGAGUGUUAAUUUAAACAAUAUGGAUGAGCAUGUUCCGGAGUUGCGCAUGAAGUCACCCGAGCUGCUGGAUGAAAAAUCUGUAAAAUUUAUAGGCGAAGGCCUCUCUGCAAAGAACAUCUUGGUUAACGAUCUAGUUGAUGGAAAACCUAGAGUCUCAGAAUCAAACGAUUCCAAGUUUGUUGUCGUUGAUAACAAACAUACCAAAGAGCUAAAUAAAGGCAUUAGUCAGGCCCAUUUGCACUUCAAAGAAGCCUUAGAGGCCGCCUCAAAAGACAACAUGACAUCUCAAACAGACACCGCUUCCAGCAAGGAUAAAGAUCAACAGAUCACCUUCAACAACAACAUAUAUCCACAGUCAGUUGGAAUCCAGAGUGCGAAAAUACUUUCGUCAUUGUUGUUUUUUGAUCGGAACCAUUAUUUGAAAGUUGUGGAGCCUAAAGCUGAUCCAAAGUUAAAUGGAUUGGACAAUUUAAUGAACUUCAAGAGAAUGCUUUCGCCAGACCUUGAGUCUAGCAAUUUACCAGUAGGAGUUUCAUCACAAGAUAGGGCUAUAAAUAGAAUUUCUUUCAGUGAUUGUAGCGAAGUGAAGUCGCCAGCCAAUGACGUCUUCAAGCCCGUCGAUGAAAAUGUUGACGAAAACGAAAAGCCAUUCUAA